AAAUAAUGUAUAUAUAUUUAAUUCUAAUCUCACUUGCCUUAACCAUUCAAGCGGUUGAAAAAUCGAAAUUAUUUUCAUAUAGAAUAAUUGCUUUGAAAGAUUAUGACUUUUUCAAUCAAUUACAAAUAGGUAUUUUAUCUAAUGAUUAAUAAGAUAAGACUAUGGAGAAGCCAUGGUUAGUAUUUUUUUUUAUGGAGCAUGAUCUUAAAUCUAAAGAUUUUAUUCCAGUUUUUGAUAAACUAGCAGAAGAAUUCAAAACAACAAAUAUGUACUUUUCUGCUGUUGAUAUGUAAAUAUUUUUUUGAUUUAAUCAAUACACUUAGAUAUGAAAAUGAAGAUGUUAGGGACAGAAUAGUAAUAUAGACUUAUCCAUCAUUAAUUUACUUUGAUAUGAAUAGUCUUAUUUACAGAUACAAUGGAGAAUUUACUUUUGAGGGAGUAUCUGAUUUUGUUAGAAAUGAAGGAUGGAAUAAAAUUCAAGGAAAAAAAGUUCCAAAAGAAAUUAAUUAUUGGAAAAGAUCAAUAAGAAAGUUAACUGGUUUUGUUGCUGUAAUUUUUAUUUUUAAUUUUAUUAGAUUCUUAUUUAUUCUAUAAUUUUUAGUAUCAUUGCUGUCAUUUGUUAUUUUUAGCGUAGAUCACACUCUAAUUUGUUAAAGAAAAUUCGAAGAAUUGACAUUGCUUAAUAAAAUAUUUUAGAAAAGAAGAAUAAAUAUAUGAAAAUUGAGUGAG
This is a messenger RNA of Paramecium sonneborni, 729 nucleotides long. Lineage: Eukaryota; Ciliophora; Oligohymenophorea; Peniculida; Parameciidae. The record is from the annotation of a GenBank genome assembly.